CAUCCAUGGCGCUCGCCGCAAAAUGCAAGUAAAAUCUACGUUCUUCCACAUGAGUUCCAGCCUCUGAGAUGACACGACAACCUUAUCAGCACUGCCCACUUCGCAGACAACAUAAUUUUUAUACACAAAUUUCAAAAGUUUAUUACUUUAUACUCGAUUACUACCUUUGCUCGUCAGUCAUUUCCCCAACUAAUCACUUUAAAAAAAAAAAAAAAAAAAAAUAAUAAUAAUAAUAAUAGUUUUAAUUUUUCCGAGUGACAGAGAAGUUUCUCCCACUUAUUUGAAAAUUCUGCUGCUAAAAGCUAAUUUAUAUUGGGUAGGUGCUACUUGGUACUUACCCAAUUCAAAAUCCUUCUUUAAUUUCUCAGUUCAUUGGAAAAAAAUUUUACUCUUCUUUAGAUUUUUCAUGAUCUUGAAGGUUGUAAAUUCUUUGAAAGGCGAUUUCUUUUUGUUGUACUUCGAUCCAGACGGUGAUUUUCCCAUUUGGGUACUCGCAGUUUCAUCUUCUAUUUCCAUUUUUAGAAACAUUUCCACAGAUCUGUCUCGUCCCCUGCUCCAGAUUCGUUAAAGAUUUCCUUUUCUAGUUAAAUCUCACUUCUGGAUUUGAAUUUCGAUAUUUUAUCCAAUUUUGGCGGGGUUUUUCAUUGGGGGGUUUCCAGAUUUAUAGGCUCCUUAGUGUACAUUCUUCAAAGAGAGAUGGCAGUGGCUCGGUUAGCUCGGUUGGGCCGCCAAGCAAAACGGCCAGGUGGGUUCUGCAUAAAAAUGACGGCGGUGGCAAUCUUGGGCCUCUGUUUUAUAUUCGUCUGGUCGAUGUUUUCUUCUCCUUCCUCCUCCGUCACCACCCGAAUCGAAAGCUUCGACAACAUUGGGGCAUCGCCUGGAUCAAAGAGCACCAGGGGGAGCACUCCCAGUGGGACCCACCAAGUUGCUAGUAAUGGUGGGGAGGAGAAAAGGGCUAAUGGCUCUGCUGUGAGUUCACCUGCCCAUGAGCAUAAAUACGAGAAGGAGAAGAAAGAAGAGGUAAAUGGGAAGAAGGGGAAGGGUAAGAAAAAGUUACCAGAGAGUGUGGUGAAGGGUAAAAAUGUGACCUUGGAAUCCGAGAAUGAAGAUUCGGAGAGUGAAAAGGAAGAUGGGGAUGAAGAAAAGGAGGUGGUGGAUGGAAAGGAAGAAGCUUUGGGUGAUGACAGUGAAGGAAAUGGGGAAGCAGGGGGAGAGGGGGAUAAUUUGAUGGAGACGAUGGAUAAGGAAUCGGAGGAGGUGAAGCUGGAAGAUGACGGUGGUGAAUCCGAAAAAAGAGGGAAGAAGAGGUAUAAGAUGAAGGGUCCAUUGUUUGAUCCAAAAGCACAUUAUAGUUGGAAACAAUGUAGCACAAGGAGCAAGCAUAAUUACAUUCCUUGUAUUGAUAUGGAAGUUGGAUCUGGAAGGCUGCAGUAUAGGCAUACUGAGAGGAGUUGCCCGAAAGUGGAACCUAUGUGUCUUGUACCUCUUCCCCGCGAUGGAUAUGGCCCCCCGGUCCCCUGGCCUGAGAGCAAAGAGAAGAUAUUGUACAAGAAUGUGGAGCAUCCGAAACUGGCUGUAUUCAUCAAGGAACAUAGUUGGGUGAUGAAGUCUGGAGAAUAUCUGACUUUCCCUCAGAACCAGUCUGAAUUGAAGGGUGGGAUUCUUCACUAUCUUGAGUCCAUUGAAGAGAUGGUACCAGACAUCGAAUGGGGAAAGAAUAUCCGUGUAGUGCUUGAUAUUGGAUGUACAGAUUCCGCCUUUGGGGCUUCUCUUGUUGAUAAGGAUGUAUUAACAUUGGCAUUGGGCUUGAAAGAUGACCUAGUUGACCUAGCUCAAGUUGCCCUCGAACGUGGUUUUCCUGCUUUAGUUAGCCCUUUUCAAAAUAGAAGGCUGCCUUUCCCCAGUGGUGUUUUUGAUGCUGUUCACUGUGGCGGUUGCACCAUACCUUGGCAUUCAAAUGGGGGUAAGCAUCUUCUGGAGAUGAAUAGGAUUUUAAGGCCAGGCGGAUACUUUGUCUUGUCAACUAAACAUGACAGCUUUGAAGAAGAAGAAGCCAUGGCUAAAUUGACCGCAUCUAUCUGUUGGAAUAUUCUGGCUCAUAAAACUGAUGAAGUCAGUGACGUGGGUGUCAAAAUAUACCAGAAGCCAGACUCAAAUGAUAUAUAUGAUCUGAGGAGGAAGAAAUAUCCACCUUUGUGCAAGGAAAAUGAAAACCCAGAUGCAGCCUGGUAUGUUCCCGUGAAGACUUGCUUGCACCCCAUUCCAUCUGCCAUUGAACAGCGUGGCACAGAGUGGCCAGAGGAAUGGCCCAAAAGGCUCGAAAGGUAUCCUGACUGGUUAAGUGAUAAAGAUAAAUUGGAUGCAGACACUAAGCACUGGAAAGCUAUUGUUGAUAAAUCUUAUCUCACUGGACUGGGUAUCGACUGGUCAAAAAUUCGAAAUGUAAUGGACAUGAAAGCCAUCUAUGGAGGAUUUGCUGCAGCCCUCGCACAACAGAAGGUUUGGGUGAUGAAUGUGGUACCUGUCCAUGCUCCUGAUACACUUCCUUUCAUAUUUGAACGCGGGCUUGUUGGAACCUACCACGACUGGUGCGAGUCUUUUGGUACUUAUCCCAGAUCAUAUGACCUUUUGCAUGUGGAUCAUCUGUUUUCACGGCUUAAGAAUAGGUGUAAGCAGCCUGUAUCAAUCGUUGUUGAGAUGGAUCGCUUGUUACGGCCUGGAGGUUGGGCAAUUAUACGCGAGAAAGUUGAGGUACUGGAACCCCUGGAGGGUAUAUUGAAGAGUAUGCAUUGGGAGAUCCGGAUGACUUAUGCUCAGGGAAAGGAGGGUAUCUUAUGCGCCCAGAAAAUGUUGUGGCGGCCUUAAAACGAUAAUGCAGCUUCAUACAAGUCCAUAACAGCACGAAGACCUGCGGCGAAGCCAUGCUUCCUUCGGGUGCUCCAUCCAAUUUUGAGCGUUGUUAUAACCGAUGUUUUUGAUAUACCACUUGAAUUUUAUUGGUGAUGCAGUUGCAGUUGAUGUAGAGGAUGAGCUGAGGAAGUGAGGGUGAAUGAGUUCAGUUCACUAAGAGUGCACAUUAUUAUGUUUUUUUCCUAACCAUUUCAAGUGAUGGAUUUUUCUGUGUAUAGGUUUGUGUAUUAUAUGAUGAUGUUAUAUUAAAGAAUUAAGAUUCUUUUUUA
Molecule: messenger RNA, 3179 nt
Organism: Pyrus x bretschneideri (Chinese white pear)
Lineage: Eukaryota; Viridiplantae; Streptophyta; Magnoliopsida; Rosales; Rosaceae
Product: probable methyltransferase PMT28
Exons: 8
Coding region: 697-2865 (722 amino acids)
Cellular component (GO): endosome; cytoplasm; trans-Golgi network
Molecular function (GO): methyltransferase activity
Source: RefSeq, a predicted model, not a curated record